AUGCUCUUACGUGUUGCUGCUGUGGAGGCACCCCGCACACACAACCGUCGCCGCGUGACCGGAUCCAGCGGAAGGAGGAGGGAAGGAAGGGAGAGUGAGCCGCAAAUGCCCAACAUGUCCCGGCGUGUGUUUACUUCCGCGGUGCUGCUCUUCCUCGUCGUGAUGAUGUGCUGCGGCAGUGGAGCUGCGACCGCUGAGGACGCGUCGUCAGCUUCAGGAUCUUCACCGGAGAAAUUGUUUCAUUGGAGAGAUACAAAAGAUGGAGAAACAGUGAGUUCGCUCCGUGUUCCCAGUCUUGUUGAGAUGAAUGGUGAUGUGUUUGCCGUUGCCGAGGCGCAGUGCACGGGCACCGGAGGAUGCGUUUUUACUGGGAUUGCCUCGGAGUUUUUGUCUCUGACUGAUGAACAGCCAAAUGAGUUGGAUACAAGUAAAUUGAAGACACAAGUACUGGUGAACCGUUCUUCCGGAGGAGAAAAAUGCCCCUUCCAAACAGCAGUUCUGGCUGGCACUCAAAGAGUGAAGAAGGUACAUGUGAGCCGACCAACAACAGUCGUGCAGGGAAGUGAUAUUUACAUGCUUGCUGGAAACUACAGUUGGACAUAUGGGGGUAAGUCAGAUUCUGUGUUUCAAUGUGGACUCUUGCUGGUAAAAGGUAACAUUAGCAAUGAGGCAGGCAGUACCAACAAAAGGAUCCUUUGGAAAGAUACUUACGAUCUCCCAUGGAUUUCUAACGGCAGACAGGAACAAUCCUGGACACGACUGAUUGGCGGUGGUGGAUCGGGUAUUAAGACAAAAGGCAAUACUCUCUUGUUUCCAUUGGAAGGCACAAAAAAAGAGGAUGGGAAAGCCGUUUCACUGAUUAUGUACUCCUCGGACACUGCGGGUUGGACGGUAUCGAGGGAGAUGUCUGCCGACGGCUGCGGUGAUCCCUCCGUCGUGGAGUGGAAGGACAAACUCAUCAUGAUGACUGCGUGUGAUGAUGGCCGCCGCAGGGUAUACGAGUUUAAUCUAACGGAGUCGUGGACGGAGGCACUCGGGACACUCUCGCGCGUGUGGGGCAACAAACACAAGGGAAAUAAGAAGGGUGUUGGGAGCGGGUUCAUCACAGCGAGGAUUGAGGAAAAGGACGUGAUGCUCGUGACUCUGCCGGUGUAUGCCAAGACUGAGAGCGAAGAAAAUGGAAAGGGCAGACUCCAUCUUUGGCUGACGGACAAUACGCACAUUGUUGAUAUUGGGCCGGUAUCCGGAGAAGGAGACGAUGACGUUGCCGCCAGCUCCCUGUUGUACAAAAGUGCUGAAGGUGAAGAUAAGAACGAGGGGUUGAUUGCACUGUACGAGAAGAAGGAUGAGGCCGAAGCAUCACCCGGUAUGGUCUCUGUGCGUCUGACUGCGCAGCUGCAGCGGGUGAAGAAGGUGCUGACGGCCUGGAAGGAAGUGGACGACCGUGUCUCCAAGCUGUGCCGUUCUGAAAAUGUGGAGAGUAUCUCAUCUGAAAAUGCCUGCAGCCCUACUUUUAAGAUCACGGAUGGGCUGGUUGGCUUUUUAUCCGGGAACUUCUCUGAUAAGACAUGGAAGGACGAGUACCUCGGGGUGAACGCCACAGUAAAGGGGAAUGAUGGUGGGGCGGAGAUGACGGAUAACGGUGUGAAGUUCCAGGGAGCGUGGGCGGAGUGGCCUGUUGGCGCGCAGGGGGAGAAUCAGCUGUACCACUUUGCGAACUACAAAUUCACUCUUGUGGCGACGGUGUCUAUCGACGGUGUGCCGGAGGAGGGUACCACUAUUCCUUUGAUGGGUGUGAAGAUGAGUGGCGAUGGGAAUUCAGUACUCCUGGGACUGUCGUACAACAAUGAAAAGAAGUGGAUAUUAAAGUGCAGUGGCGGAACGACAAAGGAGCUCAAAAGCACAUCGGAGACAGAGAGAACACGCCACGUGGUAGUUUUGUUGAAGAGCGGCGGUCAGGGCUCCGCGUACGUCGAUGGUCAGCGUGUGGGGAAUGAAGAAUGUGCAUUGGGAGAAGCAGCAUCGAAAGGGAUCUCCCACUUCUAUAUUGGAGGGGAUGGAGGCAGCGCAGAGAACAAAGAAAGCCGAGAAGACGUGUCUGUGACGGUGACGAACGUCCUGCUGUACAACCGCCCGUUGAGUGACAAUGAGAUUGGCGUCCUUAACCCGAAUAAAGUUACCCUUCAACAGUUGGAGGAUAAGUCUUCGGAGCCGUUAACAGUUUCUUCUGAUUCCGUUAAUCCUAACACCUCUCCGGUUACCGCAGCUGUUCAGCAAACCGGAACUUUGUCUACUCCUGACGGAAAACAUCUGACGGAACAGGGACAGUCGAUGGGGAGCAGUAAUGCGGGCAGUGGCGGUGCAUCCACAACAGCGGUGUCCACUAUAACUACUCCUUCAGCAGGAGAGGAGUCCGUAAUGCAGGUGGCGUCAGGAACAUCUUCUGAUGGACAUAAAAAUGUGGGUGGCGGUUCUUCUUCUGAUGGCGAGCCAACGGUGGAGACAAGAGAAGGAGGAACGAGUGGUGGUGUGGAGGAGGUUAAUACGCAGAUCAGGGAAGUAAAUGCCACGGCACUCAGCAGCAACCUCGGAAAUGUGUCGCAAGAAAAUAAAAUUGAUGCCGGCACCAUGCGUGAGAGCGGACUGUUGCCAUUGCUGCUUCUGCUGUUGGGACUGUGGGGGUUUGUGGCUCUGUGA
Messenger RNA from Trypanosoma cruzi, 2697 nucleotides. RefSeq names its product trans-sialidase, putative. NCBI's taxonomy places the organism in Eukaryota, Euglenozoa, Kinetoplastea, Trypanosomatida, Trypanosomatidae. The transcript has a single exon. Gene Ontology annotation, molecular function: exo-alpha-sialidase activity. The coding region runs from base 1 to 2697 and encodes 898 amino acids. The record is from RefSeq and is a predicted model, not a curated record.